CCAUGGCGCGUACGAAGCAGACUGCCCGCAAGUCGACCGGGGGCAAGGCCCCGCGGAAGCAGCUGGCCACCAAGGCCGCUCGCAAGAGCGCGCCGGCCACGGGCGGCGUCAAGAAGCCGCACCGCUACCGGCCGGGCACCGUGGCCCUGCGGGAGAUCCGGCGCUACCAGAAGUCGACCGAGCUGCUGAUCCGGAAGCUGCCGUUCCAGCGGCUGGUGCGCGAGAUCGCGCAGGACUUCAAGACGGACCUGCGCUUCCAGAGCUCGGCCGUGAUGGCGCUGCAGGAGGCGAGCGAGGCCUACCUGGUGGGGCUGUUUGAAGACACGAACCUGUGCGCCAUCCACGCCAAGCGCGUGACCAUCAUGCCCAAAGACAUCCAGCUGGCUCGCCGCAUCCGCGGGGAGCGGGCUUAAGGCGUACAUUUUAAAGUAGACGAUCUAAAGGCUCUUUUCAGAGCCACCACGUUUUCAUAAAAAGCAGCUGUACCAGCUUUCACUUUAGUCGUAUUUUCAAGAUGAAGCACCUGUUCCUGUCACCUAUUCCAAACCCAGUUUCCCCAAGAAUGUAAGCAAAACUUUCUUAUUCAAACUGCAGUCGGAGGAGUGGCAGACAAGAAGAUGAUAAUCCCCAAACCUCAAUAUUUCUUUUCUUUGACUGCGAACUCAUUAUACAAUAAAUAUUUCCCGUGGUUUUACUAAACAGCA
This is a messenger RNA of Odocoileus virginianus texanus, 704 nucleotides long. Its product is annotated as histone H3. Lineage: Eukaryota; Metazoa; Chordata; Mammalia; Artiodactyla; Cervidae. Gene Ontology annotation, cellular component: nucleosome. Gene Ontology annotation, molecular function: structural constituent of chromatin; protein heterodimerization activity; DNA binding. The record is from RefSeq and is a predicted model, not a curated record.